GACAUAAUGCUCGCUUCCCAGAGCUGUGACUUUUCCAAAACAUAAUCAGGAAAUUAUGCUCCAAGCCCUGGCAACCAACCCCUGUGUGCGGCUAAUUGAGCAGAACCAAACAUGCUGGUUCUUUUCCUUCUUGAUGUUGGGCUACCUGCUUUACCUCCUGAUAGGGGCAGCGAUAUUUUCAGCAGUGGAGCUGCCACACGAGCACCUUCUCCGGGAGGAGUUGUUGGACUUAAAGCAUCGCUACCUGCAGGAGAAUGAGUGUCUGACUGAGGAGAGGCUGGAGAAGUUCCUGAGCCGAGUACUAGAGGCCAGCAAUUAUGGGGUGUCAAUGUUGAACAAUGUGUCUGGGAACCCCAACUGGGACUUCACCUCUGCCCUUUUCUUUGUUAGCACGGUGCUCUCCACCACAGGAUACGGGCACACAGUGCCACUCUCUAAUGGAGGAAAGAGCUUCUGUAUCAUUUACUCCAUAAUUGGGAUCCCUCUGACACUCCUCCUAUUCACUGCGCUGGUGCAGCGGAUCAUGGUGUAUGUGACCCACAGACCCAUUUCCUACUUUCACCUCCGCUGGGGGUAUAACAAGCAGACUGUUGCCAUCGUUCAUGCACUGAUCAUAGGGUUCGUGGCUAUUUUGUGCUUUUUUCUUAUACCAGCUGCAGUUUUCUCAGCUCUCGAAGAAGAUUGGAAUUUCUUAGAGUCAUUUUACUUCUGCUUCAUUUCCUUGAGCACCAUUGGCCUGGGAGACUAUGUUCCCGCAGAGGGGCAGAACCAGAGAUAUCGGCAGCUGUACAAGUUUGGCAUCACUUGUUACCUGAUCUUGGGCCUAAUUGUGAUGCUUGUGGUUCUGGAGACUUUCUGUGAGCUGCAAGGCCUGAAGAAAUUCCGAAAAAUAUUUUUCCGAAAGAAAGUGAAAGAAGGAGACCAAAUAAACAUCAUAGAACACGAUCAGCUGACCCUCGCGUCCAUUUCAGAUCAAGCUGCGUCAUUAAAGGAGGACCAAAUACUGAAUGAACUCUCUGGGCCCGAUGGUCCACUAAAUGACGAUCAGUAGGACAGACUUGCACCCACUAAAGAUCCCAAUAAUAAUAUAUACCUCUAGUUCAUACACAAAACUUCCAUUUAUUUUUCAUUAAAGGAGAGGUUCUGAUAAAAAAAAAAAA
Molecule: messenger RNA, 1160 nt
Organism: Xenopus laevis (African clawed frog)
Lineage: Eukaryota; Metazoa; Chordata; Amphibia; Anura; Pipidae
Gene: kcnk1.L
Product: potassium channel, two pore domain subfamily K, member 1 L homeolog
Biological process (GO): stabilization of membrane potential; potassium ion transmembrane transport
Cellular component (GO): recycling endosome; cytoplasmic vesicle; dendrite
Molecular function (GO): outward rectifier potassium channel activity; potassium channel activity; potassium ion leak channel activity
Source: RefSeq, marked provisional